AUGUAAAUGAUCAGUAAGAAUCCAUGAAUUCAUUUGAAAACAUUUUGUCGGGGUAUUAUAGUAUAAUUAUACGUAGCAAGUAAACAUUGACCAGCAGCACUAGCGAGGAUAAGGUGUACUCUAAGUACGAAUAUUGUACCAUUUCAAGUUAUUUGCAUGAUGAGGUCAUCGUUUAGUUUAGCAACUUUGCUCGUUAUUACAAGCCUGAUACCAACAAUCAGUGCAGCUUGCUGUAAAGAUGGUUGGUUUGCAUAUAACGGGCAUUGUUACUAUAUUGAUAUGGAUAUACAUCUGUCAUUUUCUGCAGCAAGGCUGUACUGUAGACGUCUUGGGGCAGACCUUGUUCAGAUUGAAACGUUUGCUGAAAACACCUUUCUGAAAGGAUUUCUGAAGAAAAUCAAAGCACAAUACACCUGGAUGGGUUUAAAUGACAUAUCUCAUGAAGGUAUAUGGCGAUGGGCUGGCACGAACAGACAUGCUACGUUCUCUGACUGGUUACCGAAUCAACCCGACAAUUAUAAAAAUGAUGAAGAUUGUGUACAUUUCGGUUACAAUGGUGCCUAUGAAUGGAACGAUUGCCCGUGUCAUACUUCAAUUAAUUUCAUUUGUGAGAAAGACUCAGCAUGAGAAACAUAAAUAACUGCAAAAAAAGGAAGUAAA
This is a messenger RNA of Ruditapes philippinarum (Manila clam), 660 nucleotides long. RefSeq names its product perlucin-like protein. The record is from RefSeq and is a predicted model, not a curated record. Lineage: Eukaryota; Metazoa; Mollusca; Bivalvia; Venerida; Veneridae. The coding region runs from base 157 to 627 and encodes 156 amino acids. The transcript has 5 exons.